This is a messenger RNA of Pimephales promelas (fathead minnow), 1932 nucleotides long. RefSeq lists its product as uncharacterized. NCBI's taxonomy places the organism in Eukaryota, Metazoa, Chordata, Actinopteri, Cypriniformes, Leuciscidae. The record is from RefSeq and is a predicted model, not a curated record.
CAGAGAUGAAAAAAAAUCAACGCGCCUUUAAAUAGAACCAUAUUGUCAUUCUGACUGCUGUUAUCUGACUGCAACAGUGGCGACGGACCCGCUCGUCGCCUCGCCGAACAAAUACACUUUAUAUUCUUUCAUACAGUUGGCUAUAUUCUAGUAAACAUGCCUAGCAAGAGAAAGAAGAACAAGCGCCGAAUGAGAAGAGUGCAGGCCCAGAGAAGGGCCCUGGAGGAACAGUACGCCUCCUCUGGAAAGGGAACCUCAGGAGUGUGUGCUGUCUCUGCCCCAGUUCCUGCAAGGGUUCCAGUUGCUAAAACUCUAGAGAGUCCUAUUUCGGUUCCAAUUCCCCUGGCGGUGAUUGCUCCAGUUGUUCCCGCUGAAGUUCCUCCUGCAGAACUGGUUGUGUUUGAGGUCCCAGUAACGGAUGCUGUUAAAGACGAAGUGGUAAAAGCUGCAGAGGACCUAGGACAAAGCCUAGUGGAACCCCCUGCAGAAGAGCCAGCUGUUAUUGAGGAAGAUGAAAGUAUCACCAUUCCGGUAUCAGAGGCCAUAUCAUCUAUAGAUGAGCCAGUGUCCAUCCCUGCUGAAACUGAGAUCCAGUUUGAGGAGUCUACACCUGUAGCCACAGAGACGCAUGUUUUAGCUCAACUUGUCGAGACGGUUGACACCGAGCGUGAAGUUGAAGAUGAGCUUCCUGCUAAGGAUCCUGUGGUAGAGGUGCCAGUGCCAGCUAAGGAUCCUGUGGUAGAGGUGCCAGUGCCAGCUAAGGAUCCUGUGGUAGAGGUGCCAGUGCCAGCUAAGGAUCCUGUGGUAGAGGUGCCAGUGCCAGCUAAGGAUCCUGUGGUAGAGGUGCCAGUGCCAGAGGAGACGGUGACUACAGCUGAAACUGUUGCUGCAGUUGAAACUGUGACAGAAACAGUUUUAACCGAAGUUGAGCCUGUUGCCGACAUCACCGUGGAAGUCGACGGGCAUGUUGCCGGGGUCAUGGGAGAGACUGCCAUCGAAGCCGAAGCCAUAACUGUUGAAACUGAGCCUGUUGAAGUCCGGAGACUCACAGAAGUCACGGAGGAUGUACAUGUAGAGCCUGAACCAGAAGAGUUUUCUGUGGAAGCUGCAGUACCUACAGAAGCUUUAGUGGAACCAGAGCCUGAGCAGCAGCAGCACACAGUCCCAUUGGAGGAACCUACGCCUUCGGUCGAGUCCACUAGUGACUCCAUCGCUGAAGAAUUUGUUGUGAACGAGACAGUCAUAGCUGUUGCCACAACUUUUGCAGAGGAACAGAUUCCUGAAACAACAACAGAUGCCCCUGAGGUUCCAUCAGAGACACUGGCAGAAAUGAUUCCUGCUCCUGCUCCUGAGCCUCUUCCUCUGCCUGUGCCUUUAGCAAAGGAGAUUAAACAAUCUCAAGGUGAAUUUAUGGCACAAGUAGAAACGGAAACCAUAAAGGACUUGGCAGUGACUGGCAGCCUAACUGUGGAUGCCAUCAAUGGAUGUCUGGGAGCUACUGAAGUUGCAAUUGAAGGUUAAACUACCUAUGUUGACUGAAACAUCAUGAAAUAUCGCAAAGUGCCUUAAUGUGCUGAUCGUCAUCUAAAAUAUGAAAAGGUUGUGUGGCUGUUCUUCGCUGGUGGAGUUUUUCCAGGCUUCUAGUAUUCUUCAGUUUCCAUAUGUACAGUAGAUUUGCAGGUGUCAUACAUUGCAUAUAGUAAAGUAAAAUGAAGGGGUGUUGCAAAUUUCUAUGUUUUUACUUGGAUAAUUUUGUAAUGGGGAAUAAAUUCUAGUUGUAUUUGUUUCAUUUUGAUAAAGAGAUUGGGAAUGGAGUGCUUCCUCAACAGAGCACAGUUUCAUACUAUAGCCUACCAUCACCACAUCUUCUGUGCCCCCUCAACCAUUCACACGUGCCUUUCUCCAAAUGUCAAAUAAAGGGAGUUUGAAAAA